Drosophila ficusphila is the source of this 7437-nucleotide messenger RNA. RefSeq names its product protein turtle (gene tutl). Bases 454 to 5019 code for a protein of 1521 amino acids. The transcript is spliced from 13 exons. The record is from RefSeq and is a predicted model, not a curated record. Gene Ontology annotation, cellular component: plasma membrane; axon. Gene Ontology annotation, biological process: homophilic cell-cell adhesion; axon guidance; dendrite self-avoidance. Lineage: Eukaryota; Metazoa; Arthropoda; Insecta; Diptera; Drosophilidae. Gene Ontology annotation, molecular function: cell-cell adhesion mediator activity.
UUGUUGUUCUGGCACGGCGUACGUGAACGCGGACGAACCCGUAUCUUUGAAGCAGUCUGAAAAUCUCACUUCAUCGCAGCGCUUAGUGGCUCAUUCAACGGUUUCAAAGUCCCUCGUCAAACGCGUUCUCCAGUGUAUUUGAAUACGAAAGUGUCAUAAAGUAUGCGAUUAUCCCGUAACCAAAGUGUAAAACGCCCACAACAACAGCUGCUCCGAUAAACGCCGAAACGGAAAGGCAAACAAAAAAUAACUCCCGGAUUUUACGUCUUAGGCAAUUGAUUUUGCUGGUCAGCCGGGGACCUUCAGAGACUUCAGUUCUCUAGGAUUUUCCAGGAGUAGCACAGCAUUAAAGAAUCGGAUCUGGGCUCGUCGUAUAAUGAUUGCGCAAGUGAGAUGACGCCACUGCCGAUGAGAACGAUACGUUAGGGGGCGUUGAACUAUGGGAACAGAGGCAUGGGCGUGUGCGCGGACCUUGGGUCUCAUCGAUGGUGUCGGGCUCUGAGCCGGCACAACACCCAGAAAUCGGUGGAGCAGCAGCCCCUGCAACUCCCCAGCAACGUCACCGUGCAUCCUUCCGGCGGUCCAGGACCAACAGCUAUUGACGCGACAACCACGAUUCCCGCUUUUAAAACGCUGUUAGCAUCGCCAGCGAAAACGGCAGCAUUCACAGUGAAGACAACGAGAAGAAGACGCCGACGAAGGGCAGGCAGCUCACCCGGCGCUCCCAUCUGCAGCCACGGGACUUUGCAGGUGCUCCAGUUAGCGUUGGUCUCCUUUCUGGCCCUUCUAGCGAAAAAUGCCCAGGCGCACAACAUUCCAGAAGACGCCGUGCACAUCACGGCCAUUCUCGGCGAGGGCGUCAUCUUCAACUGCCACGUGGAGUUCCCCAACGACCACCCCGUGCCAUAUGUCCUGCAGUGGGACAAGAAGGUGAGCGAAACGGGCUCCGACCUGCCCAUCUACAUCUGGUAUGAGAGCUACCCAGAGCACAUCGAGGAGGGCUACAAGGGGCGCGUGUCGCGCGUCUCGCAGGACUCGCCCUUCGGCUCCGCCUCGCUCAACCUGACCAACAUCCGGGAGUCGGACCAGGGCUGGUACGAGUGCAAGGUCGUCUUCCUCAACCGGGACCCCAAGCAGCACAAGAACGGUACAUGGUUCCACUUAGACGUUCAUGCACCGCCGCGCUUUAGUGUUACGCCAGAGGAUAUUAUAUACGUUAAUUUAGGUGAUUCUAUUAUACUCAAUUGCCAGGCCGACGGCACUCCCACGCCGGAAAUACUCUGGUACAAGGAUGCCAAUCCCGUCGACCCCUCGCCCACGGUGGGCAUCUUCAACGACGGCACCGAGCUGCGGAUCUCCACCAUUCGGCACGAGGACAUCGGAGAGUACACUUGCAUUGCACGCAAUGGUGAGGGACAAGUCUCCCAUACGGCCCGUGUUAUAAUCGCGGGCGGCGCUGUAAUCAUGGAUAAGGCGGCGCCCGACAAACACACUCGCACCAAAUCCAAGUCGAAUGCCGUGAAUGAGAGACUGACCAUACGCGUGCCCCCGACCAACCAAACGAAGAACGAUGGCGACAAAGUGAUAUUCUCCUGCGAGGCUAAGGCCAUGCCCGGCAACGUCACGGUCCGCUGGUACCGCGAGGGGUCGCCCGUGCGGGAGGUGGCCGCCCUGGAGACGCGCGUCACCAUCCGCAAGGACGGCUCGCUCAUCAUCAACCCCAUCAAGCCGGACGACUCGGGCCAGUACCUCUGCGAGGUGACCAACGGCAUCGGAGAUCCGCAGAGCGCCUCCGCCUACCUGAGCGUCGAGUAUCCCGCCAAGGUCACCUUCACGCCCACUGUGCAGUACCUGCCGUUCCGGCUGGCCGGCGUGGUCCAGUGCUAUAUCAAGUCGAGUCCGCAGCUGCAGUACGUCACUUGGACGAAGGACAAGCGCCUGCUGGAGCCCUACCAGAUGAAGGACAUCGUGGUGAUGGCCAACGGGUCGCUGCUGUUCACGCGGGUGAACGAGGAGCACCAGGGCCAGUACUCCUGCACGCCGUACAACGCAAAAGGUACGGCCGGUGCCUCCGGCAUCAUGGACGUGCUCGUCCGGAAGCCGCCCGCCUUCACGGUGGAGCCGGAGACACUCUACCAGCGCAAGGUCGGCGAUAGCGUGGAGAUGCACUGCGACGCCCUGGAGGCGGAGGGCACCGAGCGGCCCACGAUCAAGUGGCAGCGGCAGGAGGGCGAGCAGCUGGCCGAGUCGCAGCGCAACCGGAUCAAGAUCUCCGGCGGGAACAUCACCAUCGAGAACCUGCGGCGCGAGGACUUCGGCUACUACCAGUGCGUGGUCUCGAACGAGGUGGCCACCCUGAUGGCGGUCACCCAGCUGGUGAUCGAGGGCACCCAGCCGCACGCCCCCUACAACAUCACCGGGAAGGCCACCGAGUCCUCGAUCACGCUGCAGUGGCUGCCGGGCUACAGCGGGGGCUCGGAGUACAAGCAGGACUACACGAUCUGGUUCCGGGAGGCGGGCGUCAACGACUGGCAGACGAUCUCGGUGACGCCCUCGGGCAGCACACAGGUGACCAUCAACGGCCUGGCCUCCGGGACCACCUACGAGUUCCAGGUGGUGGGCCGCAACGUCCUGGGCGACGGGAUGAUGAGCAAGGUGAUGACCGUGCGCACACUGGAAGACGCUCCGGCAGCGCCACGUAAUGUCAAGGCUGCAACACAACCGCCCGACUCAUUCUUUCAGCUAAUGCCAGACGAAGCUGGUCCCAAGCCAGGUCCACCCAGGAACGUGUCCGUGACGGAGGUGUCGAACGGGUUCCUCAUCACAUGGCAGUCACCGCUGGAGCGGGCGCACAUCGUCAAGUUCUACACCAUCAAGUACCGGACAGACGCGCAGUGGAAGACCCUCAACCGGGGGCAGAUUCGGCCGGAGGAGACGCAGUACCUGGUGAAGAACCUGGUGGGCGGAAGGACCUACUACUUCCGGGUGCUGGCCAACUCGGAGAAGUCGUACGAGUCCAGCGACGAGGUGAAGUUCCCUGUGCCGGCACGUGUCAAGCACAAGGCGAUUACCGCCGGCGUCGUUGGGGGCAUCCUGUUUUUUAUUGUUGCGAUCAUUUUAUCGGUUUGUGCCGUAAAAAUUUGCAAUAAACGUAAACGACGAAAACAGGAAAAAGAGUUCAACAUGGUAGCUUGCAGGAUAACGGACGCUCGUAACAUUGCCGCCAAUAAUCAUCAUUUGCACAAUCGCAGUACGGGCUCAAUUUCCUCUGGUCAAGUGCCUUUAAAAAAGUACAAACAAACCCGAAUAUCAAGUCUAACCGCCAUCCUCAUCGCCAUACUGCACUGGAUCUGGCCGCCCGAUCGCUGCACCAACUGCCACUCCAUCUACAGCUCGCCGAACCUCGAGGACGGCGAAGGGGAUGGCGGUGGCGGAGGACGAAGGCGGUCCGUGAGCCGUAUUCAGCGGAGCCUUGACGGACGCUUUGUGUUGGACGUGGAGGGCGUUUCUAAACUCGGAUACUCGCAGCAGACCUUGGAGCAGGGCAGUGUGGAUGUGGUGGACGGCGGACUCUUCGAGCGCAGGAACAGCAACGUGUCCCAGAAGUCCUCCAGCGACGACGGGGGAUUUCUGUCGAGGCGAAACUUCAUCACAGCUCGGGCUUCGUGGCGCCGUCCCUUGGUGGCCUCUUCCAGUCAGCUGAGUCUGCAGUCGGCGGCGGACUCGGCAAGGGGCUUUCUUCAAGGCCUCCUGAAAAUAGGAGGCAAGCAGUCCGCAGGUCCCAACCAGCAGUCUUACUUCGACGAGGCAGUGAGUGGAGCUCGCUACCAGAAUGUCCUCCGGCCCUACACCAGCAGCUACAACUUGUACGGAAACGCGGACAGGAGCAGGCCGCUGCAUAUCAACACAAUCAGCGGAAGCCUCAGCCAGCAGCACUACACUCCCUCGCGGACCUCAAGGAUAUUCUCGAGCUCCCCGCAGCAGCACAACCACCUGCAGCACCACCAGCAACUGCUGCUCUCCAGCGGAGGCAGUGGCUCGUACCCCACGCACUUCAGCGACCUGAGCACCGUGUAUCCCCCGAACUCCGCCGAGCGAUCGUCGCACAACCUGAGCAGCAGGUACAGAUACUACUCCCAGGAGCUGCCCUCCUUGAGGACCAUUCAGGAGGAGACGCGGCGCCAGCAGCAGCAGCAGUCGCACCUCCUGGAAGACCACUUCGUGCCCCUGCAGCUGCCCUCCCCUCCGUCGUGGAGGUGCUACUACCAGUCGCAGGCCAGCUACCGCCCUCGAACCCGAUGGUAUCCCCGCCACCACUCGCGGCUGUUCGGCAGCCGGCAGCAGCAGCACGAGAUGCUCUCUCCCUUGCCGCAGCUGAACCUGAACCUGCGCAACUCCAUCAACCCCGGCGGCCUGGAGGCGUCCCCGGAAUCGCGCUCCAGUUCGAGUGGCUUCGGCUCGAAGAACACGUCCAACCACCCGGGAAGCACCAGCGAAUGGCGUCUGCUGCCGCCUUACAGAGCCCCUCCGUCGCCGUCCAAGCACUUGGGCUACUUCGGGGGACAGCAGGCCCAGGGGCAGACUCCCCACGCCUCCUACUCGUGUCCCAGGGCCACGACGCCCCCGUACACGAUGGCCCACUGGCUGGAGAUGAUCUCAAGGCUGAACGCGGCCACCGACAGCAAUCUCCCGAAGGCCUGUCCCGUGGACGUGGGCAGUGUGGACGGGCACUACGAGUUCGACCCGGCCACGCCCACCCCCAGCGCCUCCAGCAUGCUGCGCGAGGAUCUCAACCUGCACAUUGACACACACCCCUACCACCACCACACGCUCGGGCCGCUCAGCGGGAGUCUGCUCCAUAGCCACGCCCCCUUUGCAGGGGGCGGCAGGAAGGCGAGAUCACUGGCGGGUCACCAGCCGCGAUACGACAACGUCGAGGUAAGGCUGCAAGCCAUGAGGGAGGAGUUCUAUGCCUACCGCAAGCGCCAAGCGAUUCAGCAGAUGGAGAGCGUUUGCUGAGCCAGUGAAGCAUUUAAUUGGUACAUGCCACCCCAACGGCCAUCUCGCCCACAAGUGCAACCACACCCACACCCACAUUCACGCCCACGCCCACAACACAAAGAGCCAGUUUCAUAGGAAAUCCCUCGCAGACAUUCCGACAAAGUUGGACAGCAGCGGCCGAGGCAAUAAGACGCGAUAUAAUAUUGGAUCAGCCCCCAAUUCAGAGAUGAACUUUAAAAGUUUGGCCUCCUGCUAACUCACACUGAAAAACAAAAACAAAGUAACGAAACACUUAGAAGCCAGAAACAAUUAGUAGAUUUAAACGUGAGGAGGAAGCUGUGUAAAUAUAUUCGAGGCAAGAAGAGAACCCCCAGAAGGUUAAGUAUAACAUUAAAGAACUAUAGCAAUUAUAGCAACAUAUUAUUAACAUAUUAAAGGCAAGUAAAUGAAGCAAACAUUGUUUGGCGUCAUAUGCAAAGAACAAAUUACAGUUACAAUACAUUAUUAUUUUCAAGUGUACUAGAUAUGAUACUUGAGGUAUCACAGAUCGAUUAUGUUAAACAUUGAGCAUUAAAUAUUAAUUAACAAUCCACAAGAGUAAGCCUAAAUUAUGUUAUAUUACAACUAAACUAAAUUAGUAUGGAAUAUGCUAGCGGUUAAGCAUUUAGUUGUUAACAACUAGAGCAGAGAUGAAAAAAGAAGGUCGACUCGAAAAUAAAACGCUAAAAACUAAAAAAAAAAAAUAUAGAGAAAUUGUUUCAUAAUUAAAUUAUUUAACGACAAAACCUACAAAGAAAAGUAAAAGACGAGGCAAAAAAACGAAAACAGUUUAACAAGAAUUAAAUGAAAUAUAAAUGCUGCAUAUAUGUUUACUGUUGAUCUACACACGAUAAUUAACUCAAGCAAAUAUUUAUUAACCCAAACGUAAAAACAAAACAAAAAUCAAAGAAAAACGAAAUGAAAGGAAACCAAAAACGAAGCGAUGAGCAACUAUUCUUUCCGGUUUGACUCACAUCCCAAGACAACGUCAAUGAAUAAGCUAGGAACAUAGAACAGGUCCUUCGAUCCGAACAGAUCCUGGAUUCCCAAGAGCGAUGGUAUUGGUCUUAGGUUAUAGGUCAGUUGUGUAUAAGACAGUUCCCCGGAUGCAGCUUAGUUAAACUCGACGACACUCGAGGCGUUUCAGUUUUUAAGUACUUGUUAACAACAAACGAUAAUUGAUUAAUGUCUAAUGAUCAAAUUGUACGGAAUGAUGGUUUGACACAACUUGACGCCAAAACACUGCCAGAGCGAGAGAUGCGAGAAGACCGCGAGUGUGUAUAACGUGUGUAAAUUUCAGAGCAUAAACAAAAUAUAAUACAGUUAAUAUAAUCCAGUUUACGAUAACACUAUUCAGGGGACGGUUGGGGCACAAAAAAAAUCGAGAAAUCAACUAUGAAUCAACCGACUAAUGAUCUCAAGCAUUUCUUUUUUCCUGCGAAAAGCAGUUUUGCGAACCGUACUGAGUUCCCCGAUUUUUAAAUUCUGAUUUCCGCCCUAGAUAUGAGCCCACUUUUGCCUGACAGAUAAUCAGAUAAUCAAGGGAGCGCGGUCUUAACAUAUUACUCAGAUCAAAUAGGUUGCUUUUUGUAUUAUAGGGCACAGAGAAAAUCGCAUUUAAAUUGAAAACUAGUAUAACCGUUUGAAGAAGGGACAAAAUCUCGAGUUGUGUUGCAUGUUUUUGAAAAUGUUGAUUCAAGCAAAUAAGUUAAUUUUUGUGUUGCAUUGGACACCCACACUCUGACACGCUCACACUGAGAGCACACACAAUGAACGUUUAACUAGAAUGAAAUAAAUUAAUUAAUUAACUGAGCAUUAACGGAAGGCAAACGAAGAGGAGCGCAAACGAUGAUUGCGAAAUGACAGCCUAUAUUUAAUUUUAAUUAAGCGACGGAGCUACUUAUGAGAUGUUAGGCGCAGGACCUUAAGGAAAAUAUAUACAUACAUAUAUGAUUAUUUAUACGAAUACAUGUGUAUGUGGUACAUAUAUAUGCAUAUAGAUACUGGAUUACACGGCAUGUACAUUAUGAGGAGUGCAUUGUAACUAAGUUAAGUAAAUCUAACGCUUUAGUCUGCCACUUUGAUUUUUGGACAAGGUGCGCCAGUUAACUUUUCGACUCGACUCAAAGAAAUGAACAAAAAUAGGAUCUAUUAAAGAUACAUAAUAAAAUUAUAAGAAAGGGAAACCUAUAUUCUUUUGCACCACCUUUCAUCUUGACGACCAUUUGAUGACAUUUCCAGACACAAACUUAUAAACUUUCGCGUCACUUUCCCAUGCCCGCCAACACACUUUCACUUUCCAAACCUUCCCCACUGCAAUUCCAAUUCAGCAUAUAUAAAUCGUACAAGGAUAAAUCAGUUUAGAACGAAAUAUAUUGUAAUUAAUACAGACACACA